AUGAUUGACCCGGCAUAUCGAUUCUUCGCCGACAGUGGUGGUGGUACUAAUCAUGUUAACGAUGAAGUUAUUAUUAUGGACUUUGACCAACGCCGCCAUUAUUCCAUUCGUGGUCCAUCAAGUUUCUUGAGGCUGGCCGACGAAGCGUGCGAAGGGUCUGAUGCAAUCGAAGUCCUGAAGCGAUAUAUGAAUGAACUCGACCCUGCUGUUCAAACCCUCAAUGUCGAUGCCACAGGCACUCUGGUCUCGACGUCGUCAGACCCUGAACAAGAUUGUCAACAAGCAAUCUUCUAUCCAAGUCUUCUCGAUGCGCCGAGUCUUCAGGACUGUCGUAUGGUUGCGAUGGCCGAAUUGACUGAACUCGAUCGACUCAUGCCUGGUGUAGACCUCGUUAGUUAUGAAGACGACGACGGCACAACCAAGAAAGUAGUGUUCAAGAACACGCCAAUCAUGCAGUUACGAGAGCGCAGGUGGAGAGAAAUAGUCAUGCUUCAUGGCUUGCCUGCACACCCCAACAUCGUUCCUUUUGAUCGCAUCGUGGUUGACGACACAACUUCACAGCACAUUCUCGGCUUUACAGUUCCGUACCUUCCUGCGCCCUCACUCGACAAAGACCACGCCCAAGUUUUUCGGCUGGACUGGCUUCGUCAGUUGACCUCUCUUAUUGAUUGCCUCAACUUGGAGCUCCGCAUUGCCAACCAAGACAUAGCGCCUAGAAAUCUCAUCUGCUUCGAGCAAGCACCAGCCGGUAGUCAGCUCAAAAUGAUUGGUUUCGAGUACGCGACUGCCAUGGGACUGCCUUGGCACGUGGAGGAGUUCAACGACGUCAAAGGUGUCAUCUUCACGCUGUACGAGAUCAUCACACUGGACAAUUCCUAUCGAAAGGUCCAUCCCUCGGAGCAAGACCCAGACGUGGUCAUGAAUCUCGAGCAUUGGCCUUGUCGACGUAAACUAGACGCAGAGGUUGAGACCUUCCGUCUGCACUUGAAGGAAUGGGUUGAGAGUCGUCAAACCGUGACUCUGUGUCCAACGACUCCGCCACCGUUUCCCGAAAUGCCUAAACCAAGGCCUGUCUCAUAUUUGGACUUUGCUACUGGGCAACCUGCUCAAAUAAGCAUCCCACAGCUGCCGCAAGCAGUCGCUAAGGAAUAUGGCAACUAUGUCAUUUCGUGGCAGCGUCCACCUAGUAGUACGAGACCAAGUGCUUCGUAG
This is a messenger RNA of Aureobasidium musti, 1212 nucleotides long. NCBI's taxonomy places the organism in Eukaryota, Fungi, Ascomycota, Dothideomycetes, Dothideales, Saccotheciaceae. The record is from the annotation of a GenBank genome assembly.